Molecule: messenger RNA, 1744 nt
Organism: Hylaeus volcanicus
Lineage: Eukaryota; Metazoa; Arthropoda; Insecta; Hymenoptera; Colletidae
Product: trafficking protein particle complex subunit 13
Exons: 10
Coding region: 435-1661 (408 amino acids)
Cellular component (GO): TRAPPIII protein complex
Source: RefSeq, a predicted model, not a curated record
GAAAUUUUAAUUCAAUCAUGCGUUCUAACAUUGCUACUGAUAUAACAUUUUUAUUAUUAUUAUAAUGUUGAAAUCAGUUUGAACUUUUGUCUCGAAAAUUUUAUUUACUUUUUGGUCAACUUUUUAAAAACUGAAAACAUUAUAUUACUUUGUCUCCUAGCUUUGUAAUUUUUUUAAAAAUGUAUGUUUACAGUUACUAAAUUCUCUAAAGACCAUUUUAUGAAUAUAAAGAAAGAUAUUUUAAAAAUUGUUUAAAAACUGAUCUGAUAGUUGAUAUUUUUCGUGAAACUAUCGAUUUGAUAAGUCGAAUCGAAUCGAAUAGUAUAUACAUGUAUAAAUAUAUUAUAGGUUAUGUUUCUUAAUUGACAGCUACUGUUACUUUACUCCAGCAAAACUUUAUUUUCUUACUUUGUCACUUACUAUCUGUAGUUCAAAUGGAAGCUAAACCGAAAGGUGAACAUCUGCUCGCAUUGAAAGUGAUGAGAUUAACACGACCCACUCUUGCAAAUCCAGUAGUUGUUACUUGCGAUUCAACAGAUCUUCCUGGUAAUACGUUAAAUAAUGAACUUAAAAACGAUUGCACUGCUUUGCAAGGAAUGGAAACUCUCGCAGUAGGGCAGUUUAUGGUGUUACCUCAAAGUUUUGGGAAUAUUUAUUUAGGUGAAAUAUUUUCAAGCUAUCUUUGCGUACAUAAUGGCAGUAAUCAGUUGGUGAAAAAUGUUACUGUUAAAGCAGAUUUACAAACAAGUACUCAAAUUAUUUCUCUUUCUGGUAAUAGUGGAGGGAUGAAAGAUUUGGCACCUGACAGUACAGUUGAUGAAGUAAUACAUCAUGAAGUAAAAGAAAUAGGCACUCACAUACUAGUAUGUGAAGUAACUUAUACAUCUUCAAAUAUAGGUGCCACUUCAGAAUCGUUUAGAAAAUAUUAUAGACUUCAAGUAGUAAAACCAUUAGAUGUAAAAACAAAAUUCUAUAAUGCAGAGUCGGAUGAAGUGUACCUUGAAGCACAAAUACAGAACCUUACAGCAGGUCCAAUAUGUUUAGAAAAAGUUUCCCUUGAAUCAUCUCAUUUAUUUAGUGUAUCAACGCUAAACACAAAUAAAAAGGGAGAAUCCAUUUAUGGAUCGGUAAAUGUAUUAGAUACUGAUUGUAGCAGACAAUAUUUAUAUUGUUUAAAACCACAAUUAACAUUAUUAAAAGAUUUAAAAAUGAUGCAUAAUGCAACAAAUAUUGGAAAAUUAGAUAUUGUUUGGAGAAGUAAUUUAGGAGAAAGAGGAAGACUACAAACAAGUCAGUUACAAAGGAUGGCACCUGAAUAUGGUGAUCUAAGAGUUACUAUGAAAGAUAUUCCUCUGAAGGUUUAUCUUGAACAACCAGUUCAUUUUAAUUGUCAUAUAAUAAAUACAUCCUGUUUUUGUAGAGAAAGGAGUAUGGAUUUGAUGUUAAGUUUAGAUUCAAGUAGCUCUAUUGCAUGGUGUGGAAUAUCUAAUACUAAAAUAGGAACAUUAAAAUCUGGAGCAUCAAUAGAUAUUCCUUUAUGUUUGAUUGCAUUACACAGUGGUAUUAUUACCAUCUCUGGAUUAAAAUUGGAGGAUACAUUUUUAAAGAGGACAUAUGACUACGAUGAUUUAGCACAAAUAUUUGUCAAUCAAAUAGAUUAGUUAAGGAUUUAAUAAAUUAUUAAAAAUAUGCUUGUUAACUUAUUGUAUUCCUUUUAAAAAUAUACCAGACAUAUUGAUGAUUA